AGGUUAUUGAUCCUGGAAUUGAAACUGAAUAUGAAGCAGUAGAAGAGAUUUGUUAUUGUAAUGGCUUAAAGGGCAGGUGAGGAGCUUAUGAUUAUUCUUUACCUUGGAAUUACACCAUUUUACCAUGAAAAAUCUAAAUGUUCAAUGCUGAUGGCUAGAUGUAUAUUUUGACUUGAAAUACAUUAUAUUAAUUAAUAAUGGUAAUUGGAUGGGGUGGAGUUCAAUUCAGGCUAUAAUCACAUGAGUGAUUAACAAAAUCGGACAAAUGCGAAGCAGAAGUCUGUCCCAGUGAUAAGUUAAUCAUAAGUAUGUUUAAUAAUGGUAACAGGAAUAAGUGGAGUCCAAUUUGGUCUGUAAUUGUGUGAGUCAUUAACAAAAUCGGACAACUACAAAGUGGGAAUUUGAUUUGUUAAUCACAAGUGUGAUUACAGACAGAAUUGGAAAUCACAAAGUCCUGUUGCCAAUUAAUCAAAACUAUGACAAAAUUUUAGACAGAAACUAGAUGUCAGUUAUACAUUUUCAUAAAGAAAAACAAUGGUUAACUUAGCGAAAUGCUAGACAACAGUGCUUGCACAUGACAAGUUGUGUCCACUUUCACAGGCAUGACAUGUUAACUGUCCCUUUAACUGUCCUAUUACACUGUCCAAUUUCAAGCAUGAAGCAUACACUGUCCUAUUAGUUUUCAAAUCGGGCUGGUGAUGGCCAAUCAUGUCCAGUUAUUUUGUUAUGGUUUUGAUUAUGUAUAUAAUACUGCUGUGUUAGCAGUGUGCCUUUGUUACUCCUUGCUGAUAAACAUCCUGCUUAGAUGGAGCAAGAUGUCAAAUAUUAAAAUAUAUAUAUAUAUAUUAAAACAUGACACCAAAUCAUAUCACAAAAGAAAGAAAUGAAUAUUUAUCUGAUUAUCUACAUGUAUUUAAUGGCCAUAGUGUUCUCCUUAACAGCUCUUAGUUCACCUUAUAACCACCUAAAAUCAGAAUUGGAAUUCUUGAAAAUUCAACAGAUUAAAUGAAUGCUCUACUAGUUUAAAAAUGUAUUUUGCCCGUUUUUGCUUAAAAUAAGAAAGAGCACUGUGACCAUGUUUUUUUUUUUUUAAUCGAGGAUACAUGUCCUUAACAUGUCCUUUCUUACUCUCUUUCAGCAAUAUGGUGCAGUGUGUUUUAUGCCGACGCCUGUUUCAUUUGGGUGAGGAUUAGAGUGUAUCAGAUAUAAUUAAACUCACUGGUGUAGGUUGGUCUGCACAGGAAAAACAGGUGAAAUUGGACAGGUUGGACCUGAAACAGCAAAUUCAUCCACAAAUUAAGGUUGUUAAGAACCAGUCACAUUGAAGCAUUUUAUUCUUAACAUCACUGGAAUAAUAACUGAAUUCACUUUUCUUUUCAGAUUGCCUAAAGAAUGGAAAACCCAGCACACUUGUGGGUGAUGUGUUCUUUGAUCUCACCUGUGCAUCUUGUUCUACUGAUGGCUCAGAGAUUUGCACCAGACAACAUUUAAGCUGGUAAUCCAUUCUUCUGUUGUUGAAUAAUUAUCCAUAAUCCUGGCCCAAACCUUCCCCUUUUUUUCCACCUUACCCAAAUUUAUUAAUCCACAUUUCAGCUCCAUGAUGAAAAUUGUCCUUUUAAUUUCACUCUCACACUCCAUUUUACUAACUAAAUGCCUAAAACAGGCUAAAAUGGACAAAGCAUCUUCCUAGAGAUGAAUUUCAAUCAAGCAUCAUUGUUACCAUCCUGAGGAUAAGAAUAUUAGAGUACAUUUGUCCUUCCAAGUUACUCUAUAUUCAUUUAGCAAAGUUGUGUAUAUUUACUUCUCAAACUCAUUAAUAAUUCAUGCUGAGAAAACAAGGGAAAUUACAACCGUGAAGGAGGUUUGGAUAUGUGAUCUUAAUUAUCAUAAAAUCUGGUGAACUUUUGCUUUGAUUUUCUCCAAGAAUUAUUAAUGGUUUGAGAAGCUAUAUCAAACAUUCUGUCCGAUAUCCAAACACCUUGAAGUUGGUUAAAAAAAACUCAGCUGGGCCUCGUUUUCUCAACCACUUCUUGGUGUUUGGAUAUCGGAUGAAACACUCUUCCUCGUGUUUGAUAUAUUACAUGUAAGUUUGUUCAAACCGAUUUAAGUGUGACUAGAGGAAAUCUUGGUCUAACUACACUGUACCUCCAUGACACAUAUCAUGUGGUUUUGUGUUUAGCUAUCCAAGGAUCAAAUCAAAUUACACUAAAUUAGGAUUCAAAGUGUUCAGGUCUGGUUAGGGAUGAGUUUUGUUCUUGUCUUAGAAUAAGAUUUUUGGUGCCAUGACUUGUGAAUUACCUUUCGCCAUCUCUUUGAUGAAAAGGCUGCAAGCUGUGUACUUGACGUUGUACAAUCUGUACUCUACAAGUAGAGGAAGAAAAGGUUACUUUAGAUGGAGAGAAGACAUCUGCCACUUCAUUGACAAACACUGGCAGCUUUUGUUCCCCAACAAGUGAGUCACAACCUUUGUACAGUCUGUACAUCAUCAUUAGACAGUGUUCUCCCUUAUUUUAAGCACAACAGGUAAAAUGAAUUUUUCAUACUGGUAUCGUAAGAACACUCCUUUUACCUGUUGAAUUUUGAAGAAUUUAAAGUGUUUUUAGGUGGUUAUGAGAGGUACUACAGGCAAAUUGAAUUUAAGAAGUUACUGCCUGAAAGGGAGAACACUGAUGACAUGUAUAGUCCAAUCACUUUUUUGGAAAGAAUCCCCCUUCCAUCCCAAAGGGGUUUGGUUUCAACUUUCCCUUCCUCCCCCCCUUAAAAAUUAACCCACGCCAGUGUUGCAAAAGUCUUGGUAAGUUAACCCUUUGAUCCCUAAGAGUGACUAGCAUCUAAUUUCUCCUGACAAUAUAACCCCUCAAUCACAAAUUUAAGUUACAGGAAUAAAGGAAAUGAUCACAACCAAAAGAUGCUCUUGAUUGUUAAACAACUUCUCCUUUUCAGCACCUUAUGAAAUGCAUAGAGAACAGUUUGGAGAAUAAGUGCACUGAUGCUAGGGUGUGAAGGGUUAACAUGCCUCCACCCACCUUCUUAGAUCUUAAACUAGGAUGGGUGUGGAAUGCAUGUAGUAGUGUGGAUUAUUGCACAUAAACCAGUCUUUUUCAUAUCCUGAUACGAUUGCUGUUAGGUCUAGCAAAAAAAACAAACAAACAAACAAACAACAACUUUUUGGAAUCAGCUCCAAGGGAGAGAUAGGCCCCUGUUUAAGCUCUUACAGUCUUGACACCAGUCUGGGUCUUAGGUGUAGUGACUACUGUAAGUUGGAAGGUUCGAGAGUAACAAAUCUUUUCCUUGUCAGAAAAAAGAAGAACACUUGGAAUAGCACAGUUGCUGGCAUUUUGUCUUCAGGAUGCCCUGAGUAUUUCAAGUCAGGACAGAAGGAGUUUAACAAGGAAACUGGAUGGUGGGGAUUACAAGAGAACAUUGCUCCAUCAGUUAAAUUGACUGGGACAGGUGUGGAUCAGGUUUUUUUAUCAUACUUGGGGUUUUUAGUAGCUUUUUCCAUCAGAAUCUGCUGAUGGUUUGAUAGGUGGCUGUGUUGUAAGGCAAAGUCUACAUGGUAAACAAUUUGAGAGCCUGCUUGCAAAAUAAUGUGAACAGUAGUUUAAGUUUUGAUGUCUGAUGAUUAGAUUUCUUAACAUUUCUCACAGUUAACAUUGACUCGUGUUUUAAGUUGAAAUGAAUUUGAAAGCAUUAACUUUUAUCUAAUUAAAAUUCAAAGUAAAAGAUGUGCUUGUGUGUUUAAAUGUGCUGGUGUCAAAUUCAUUUGCCCUUGCAUUGCAUUUAAAUUGAGUAGUCUUAAUGCUUCUAUUCCUCAUAACUUUUAGAUAAAUGAGAUUUUAAAUGUAUAUUUGAUAAUUGUAGCUGGUUGAUAAUUUGUCAUAGGGAGUGGUAGUUCACGCAAAAGAAGAGGACGUGCUGGUGUUGCCACAGGGUUUGGUGCAAAGAACAGGGAAUCUCAGUCAGCUGAUGAAAAGUCCCCAAGGAUUCCGGUACAGCCUUUGUGUGCUGACGAAAAUGUCAUAGAGGUAUGUAGAGUGAAGCAGAUCAGUUCAAUCAAGAAGAUGAUUUUCCUUAUGAAACUGAAUAACUGCUGUAUGGUGAACUGCUACUGAUGAUGUAUACUUUAACACUUCACACCAUAACAUCAGUAUCCAUCUUCUCCUUACUCUUCUCCAUACAUUUCUUUUGGCACUGAUGAGGAGAAUUCGUUUAAUGAUCAAAGCUUCUUUGAUUGGUCAUCAUUACCUUUAUUCUCGUGAUUUUAAUAAAUGAUUCAGUAUUAUUACUGUCAGGAGAAACUAGAUGCUGGUCACUCAUAGAGUUUAAAGGAUUAGUAGGAUAUUUUUGUUAUUUAUUUUGGUUAUCAGUGCAUCAGUGCCUGAAACACCCGUCCCCCUGUGAGGAAUAGUUGUCCUGGUUUGAUGAGUGGUUGUGUUAUCUUUGAGGGAGACAGUCAUUCACAAUUCAUUCUUUUAGCUUUCAGUUUCUGAGCAUAAAAGUCCAUGUGAUGAUCUUAUGUCCCAGUUAUUAUCGGAGGAGGAUAUGCGGGAACUUGCAGAACCUACACCAGGUGUGUUAAUCAUAAAGGGGGUAAGUUUCUAAAGAAACUGUGGUGCUACGUCGUUGGUAGAGUAUAUUAGGGUAAUUUAGUAUUAUCAACUGAGUUGAUAACGUAAAUUAGCCACCGUAAAGAGUUUUAACGCUGAUGUUUCGAGCGUUGGCCCUUCUUCAUUGCGAAAGGCUGACGCUCUGACGAAGGAACUCUUUACGGUGGCCAAUUUACGUUAUGAACUCAUUUGAUAAUACCAAAUUACUGUGUUAACCAUUAUGAUAGUUUCACAACUUAAAACAACCAGACUGGACCAGGUAUACCAUGGUCAUUGUCAAAGAAAAACUCGAUAAACUCUAUAAAAAAAUAGGUGAAUCACAUAUAUAACUAGUAAAAAUAUAUCACCUUUCUGGAAGUCUUUUUGUCGUUCAGUUUGUAAGAGCUAAUGAGAACUCAAAGUGAAGACAAUUAAAGCUGCCUAAAAAGCGGGAAAACGGGGACGAACAAGUCGUGAUUGGUUGCAUGUAGUUGUGUAUCUGAUUGGUAGAGAGAGUGACGUAAGUUUUCUGGACCAAUCACAGAGCAAGGUUAAGCAAAACCAAAGCAAUACCGGAUUACUUUCGACUCUCAAUUGAAAAUUGUUCCAUCGUAACGAUUUAGUUCUAACUUUCUUGUGUUGCCUUUUAGAGAUGGACGCGUUCACAAGUUUGUUCACGGCUGGUUACGAAGACAUGGACGACACUUCUUCACUUUUCACUGGUGAAGAGGAAAAAUCAGGUUUGCAUGUCUUCCUAUUUUAAUAUAUCAACUGAAAGUUGCUUCAGCUACUUUUGGAGUGUUAAAAAAACAAACAAACGUUUAUUAUCCUUCUGCUCAAGUUAACUUCAAUUGGCAAAAAUAUUACAACGAGUGGCAAAAGCCUUGGCAAGCUACACUACGUUUUGAAUUCUCAUUUAUCUUCAACUCUCUCCCAUUUCAAUGAUGCAUGGUGUUGACAAAAUGAUCACUAGUUUCUUGCAACAUUGUUUGGGGGAAAGGGGACUUUCAAGUAACUUACAAGAUUUCUGUUUACUAUGUCGAAUGGAGGGUUGCCGACCACUUACCAAAGGGAGGCGCGCCAACUGCUUUUGCCACUCAUCGUAGUCCAACCAUUAGUAUUAAUUAGUGUAGGUAUUAUCAAAGAGAUUGAUAAAAUAAUCGAGCUUGAUCACCACAGCCAAUCACAACAAAGCUCCACACCACGAAGAGCCAAUAAGAGCUCAUCACAAGUUUGAGUGCGGGAAAACGCGCACAACCAAGUAGCAGCUAAUUCCAAUUUUUUAACUGAUGUAUGCAGUGUGGUGCGAGAUUUUUAGCGCCAAUUACAAAGUUCUGUUGAGAAAAUCAAUGCAUUCAUGACUGAAUUGAAAGCUGCUUUAUUUGUUUUCCUUGCUCAGAAUUAGACUUCCUUGGUGAGAGAACUGACAGGCAGGAGGAUACGGAAUCUUUGUCGUCAACUGCUACUUCAGAGACGUCAUGUAAGCACCCGCAAUCUGACUCGGUUCAGAGUGAGACCAAAGGCAAACCUGUUGCAAACAACCUUACAAGUCUUCCUCAGACAAUUGAUAGUCUGGUUCCCGUGUCGGAAGAGAGAGAAAAGGAAUUGCUGCUCAAGAUCAACUCUUAUCCCAAAGUAGUUUAUCAUGAUCCCGUGGCGAGGAGAUUUAGACGAAAAUUAAUAUUGAGACAGGUGCGUUUGUUUCAGUAUCCACUUUAAAAAAGCUGGAAAGAGAGGCUACAGGAGGCGUAUCGAGAUAUCUCACGAAUAACGUUAUGCAAUUAUGUUUUUAACAAGCAUCAAUGUAAGGCAUAUGGUUAGACGUUGUAUUCUUCUCAGAUAAGGAUUAUAAAACGUGGGCACCGUUUCCUGCAUCCUCUCCGUACUGGUUAGCAGGGAACGUUUAAGAAUUCGCGCUCAUCUCGCAGACAGUAGGGAAUGUAGCUCCUGAUGCUGUAGCUGGACCUCGUUUCUAAAAAAUUCCUAAAUUGGGGCACUUGCGAAAUGUUUUACUGAAACGUAAAACUUCUCAAUUCAGUCUAGCCAAAGUCUCCCACAAAGUGUCGUAAGCCACGUUAUAUCAUGGAAAAUUCACUAUACAAGUGCAUCUUUAUCAUUUUCAGCGUUUCUUAUAUUUCUCAUGUUUAAGUAUUUUUUUCGAUUAGUGUUUGAAUGUCUUUUAUACCAUUAUUCUUUUUGGCCUCACGCAGAUUAAAAGAUCCAAGGGUUUGAAAUUAUUCGAUCUGGACAAGACAGUUUCAGAUGCUGUGACGUCAACCUUAAGAUAUCAGUUAAACAGUGAUGGUUUUGUCCCGAUUGAGGUAAAAAUUGAAAGCUUUUAUUAACAGAUCCUCUAAAACCUGUUCUCCAGCUGUUAGUUGUAACUGAACAGAACGCCUGACUUACAGUUAACAGAGUAUUCUUUUUCUUUUUCUUUGACUUGCAGAAUCGCGACAUUGUGCCAUCAGUUACUGAAGAUAACUCGCAAAGAAAGCUUUACAAACAGGUUGUGAAACAAUUUCAUUUUUUAAAGUGACAUUUACGUUGAAAAUGGUGUUCUUGUCUUUAUCAUAGACAUACAAACUUACUAGAACUCAUUAUUUGCUUUGAAAUUUUUCCCUUGCAGAGAAUUCUGAAGAAGUCUAAUUCUUCUUCCUUUGGCACGACGGAAAAUGUCCUUGAUAGAUUUUUGGUAAGAAAUAUCUUACAAUACAUAUUUUAGUUUUUUGUUUUCGCUGAUAUUCUGAGAAUAACCUCGUCUGACCAUAUAUUUAUGUUGAGCUGAAUUAUACUCGUAUUGUGAAUAGUUCUUACUUAUGAUCUAUUGGAGAACGGACGCAUAGAUGAUGUUUGCUUUUUAAUCAUAAAAAUUACAAUUUUCUUGAUUGUGAUUGGUUUAAAAAACCCCUAUUUCCCACUAAUUCACUUGCCAAGUUGUUAUCGGACAGUUUGUUAUCGAACAGUUCGGUAAGCCAGUCACAUUUAAAGUUUUAAAGAAGCUCUUGAUUGUCAAUCAAAUUCUCCUUAUCAGCACCCUAGGAAAUGUAUAGAAAACAGUAUGGAGAAGAUGUAUUCUGACGUUAGGGUGUAAAGGGUUAAAGGAAAAUAGAUGAGCAUGUUUUUAUUUUGAUCAACUUUAGCAAUUCAUGUUAUGUUACAUUUGCAGGCGGCUCCUCGCAUGCUUCCCGGCUCUCGUCCCAGGACUUGCUCGUUCUUAACACGGCUGAUUGGCGGUGAUUCUCAAACACUUUACAGACCUAUUACCAGUCCUUACACGUCCAGAAUACUUAAGCCGUUCAUCAGACGGGACUAUGAGAGCCGGCCGUUGAAAUUGAAACUGCUGCAAGAAAUAAUCGCUUAUAGCCAUAGGUGAGUGUUCAACCUACAGAUUUUGAUGGAAAGAUAAGAUGGCAUUUGGCGUUUUCGAAUAGAUAGUGCCGUAGAAUGUAGGGUGCUUUUUUAUUCAGGUGGCUUGAAAACCAGAUUCGAAUUUAGAGUGCUUUCAACAGGGUGUCGGAAACAAAUCAGAAACAAAAUAAUCCUAACAGUUGGUCAGGAGGAGAUAAAAAAAUGGCCAGGAACCAUCAAUUUGGCGACUUUUGUGGGAAUGACGGCUUAAGUCUUUCUCUGGGAAUCAUAGGAUCAUUGGCUUCUAAUACAAUCACAGUAUAUUUUAAUCAUAUUCUGGGACAGCACUGUAUUUCCUCGAAUAAGCGCCUCCCCUCGAAUAAACACCCACCUCCUAGGCCGUAAUAUCAAACAAGUGCCCCCCCCUCCGAUAGGUGCCCCCCUUCCUCCUUCACUUUCUUAAAUAACAGGAAUACAAGGAAAGCCUGUUUCUGUUAACUCUUUAUUUAUAAAUGUUUAGGCUUCAACUGCAACGAAAUCAUUACAGGUUAAUAGCUUAUUCGUGGAAAUACGAUAUUUCCACGAAUCCACCAUAGUGUCACUUUGAUUAAUCUACCGAGUAAAGUAAGAACUUUAGAGGGAGUUCUUCCCUUUAUACUCUGUAACGACUCUAACAGUGUGUCUAUUCGUUCAGGAAUGAUCCUGGGUGGAAGCCAACACAAGUUUCUCCCAUUGAUUACUGCUAUGUACAGCCACACCAUAUUCCAUCUGUGAAUGCAAUGUGUCGGGAAUUUUUCUGGCCAGGAAUUGAUUGUGAGUUGUUCUCUGUUUAAAUCCGUUUUGUGUUGCAUGCUGUUUCAAACCAAACUGACAUUCUUGAAUGUUGUUUUUACUGGUUAUAAGCAGCUUCGGACUUUUUGCAAGGGCAUGUAAUACAAUGUUGAGUGACAAUUCAAAUGAUAGUUAUAAAAUAGGAUUUCCAUAUAGUACUGGUGGUGUCAGUUGAAUCUUCUCGAGAAGUUUAACGUAUGUGUAUGAUACUACACUGUAACUCUUGAGUUGAAAUUUAUUGUGCACGUAUUCUUGUGUUCCUGAUAAUUAUGGUUUACAUAUCUCGUACUUACGGAGUGCGAGGUCCGUACUUUAAGUUACGGACCGAGUUCUUCGCGCGAAACAUAAAUCUGACUGGAAAAACGAGGUCAGGUGUUAACUUACAGUACGGACCGAGAAAACGAGGCUAGUAAGAUAUUUAUUUUAUCUCCGGAUUCACAUAGAGGGGGAAUAUUUCAAUUGAAACAAACUUUUGAAUUUAGCGGGGCGUGCAGUUAUAUACGACCCACUUAACUGGCCAAUCAUAGCGCACUUUCAAACUGAGAGAUUUGAUAAAAGGCAGUUCUUACUUGUGCGUGAGUGGACGAAGCCAUAGUAAGUAGUACAUGUGACAUGAAAGAAUUUUUUAUUUGAUAUUCUAACAGUCAUUGCCGUGCUUUCAGAUAUCUUUAAGGUAUAGUCAUUCAUCUAACGUUAGCGCUUUCUCCAACACUCUUUACAAGAAUAACGAGUGACUUUUUGUAAUAUUCUGUCUUUUUGUUUCUCCUUAGUGUCAGAGUGUCUCCAGUUCCCUGAUUUCAGUUGUGUAGUUCUUUAUAAGUAAGUAGUCCUGAACUAGUUUUUCGCUUGAGUGCCACAGUCAAUGGGUAUCAUUUUUUAUUUCACCUAGACUCUUUUGCCAGUUGUUCUUGUGGCUUCUCGUUGGUUAAGUGGGAUUUAAAAUCCCUUUCCUGUUAAUCCUAUGCAGUAUAUGAGUGGUCGAUAGAUCUGGGUUCAAGUCCUGGCUGGGUCACUGUGAUGUGUUCUUGCGCUCAAGAGCUCAAGACACUUUCACAACAGUGCCUCUCUCCACACAGGAGUGUAAAUGGGUAUCAGCAAACUAUCACGAUCACCUGGCGAGAUCCUGGUAGCGGAGGGGGAGGGGGGGAUGAGAUGAGCCUUUAAGCUCAUAAGUUAGUUUUGCCUCACAUUUUUAUUUACGGUUUUCCACUGUUUCGAGUGCGGUUGUACUCACAAUUCACUCAAUGACGGGAGAGGGGUAGGGAAAAGGAUGAUUAUGUCACGUACCAUGUAACAGAUACGAGGUAUCGGUUACUUAAUAAAACAAUGUGGUGUGCCUUUUGUGAGCACAGACAUGUGCCGACUCUUUUACGUCAAGAACAACCAGACGGGCGGGUAUUUCUUCUUUAAACUUUGAUUGAAACCUCUCAUGUGAGAAUUUGAAGCACGGAAAAGUAACGUAUUAAUGACGUAGAAAAAUAGGGGAGGGGGUGUCUUCGUUAUUUUUGCGAUAAAAUGGGAUAGGUUGAAGGAAAUUCAAGGUGUCAAGGUGUGGGUAAUUACGAGUGAUAACCGGAACGAUGGCGGACAAAAUCAACAUGAAUGUGCGACCAUGCGUAAGAAAGGCAAACAAACAUACAAACAAACAAACAAAAAGAAAGAGAAAAAGAAUAACAGGGUCAAAUUUCUCGAAUUCAUCUAAUUAGCUGUUCCCGUUUAUUUUAGAAAAUUCGUGAUUGGUUUUGCGUUUAUGGUCCCCGAUGUAAACUAUAACGAGGCUUACAUCUCGUUCGUACUAGUCCAUCCCGAGUGGCGCCACGGAGGGAUUGGAACCUACAUGAUUUAUCACUUGAUUCAAACGUGUAUGGGGAAGGACGUCACACUUCAUGUUUCCGUCACAAAUCCAGCUAUGCUUAUGUAUCAGAAGUUUGGGUUUAAACCCGAGGAAUUAAUACAGGAAUUUUACAGUAGAUAUUUGCCUCAGGAUAGUCCACAGUGUAGACAUGCGUUUUUUCUAAGGUUGAGGAGGUGA
Messenger RNA from Pocillopora meandrina, 10800 nucleotides. NCBI's taxonomy places the organism in Eukaryota, Metazoa, Cnidaria, Anthozoa, Scleractinia, Pocilloporidae. The record is from the annotation of a GenBank genome assembly.